This is a messenger RNA of Leptonychotes weddellii (Weddell seal), 1164 nucleotides long. NCBI's taxonomy places the organism in Eukaryota, Metazoa, Chordata, Mammalia, Carnivora, Phocidae. The record is from RefSeq and is a predicted model, not a curated record.
CUCCGCGGCUCCGCAGCUCACGACCGCCCGCCCGGCGCCGGGCAAUGGCGCUGCUGCGGGACGUGUCGCUGCAGGAUCCGCGCGACCGCUUCGAGCUGCUGCAGCGUGUGGGGGCCGGGACCUAUGGCGACGUCUACAAGGCCCGCGACACGGUCACGUCCGAACUGGCCGCGGUCAAGAUAGUCAAGCUAGACCCAGGGGACGACACCAGCUCCCUCCAGCAGGAAAUCACCAUCCUGCGUGAGUGCCGUCACCCCAAUGUGGUGGCCUACAUUGGCAGCUACCUCAGGAAUGACCGAUUGUGGAUCUGCAUGGAGUUCUGCGGAGGGGGGUCCCUGCAGGAGAUUUACCACGCCACCGGGCCCCUGGAGGAACGGCAGAUUGCCUAUGUCUGCCGAGAGGCACUGAAGGGGCUGCACCACUUACAUUCUCAGGGGAAGAUCCACAGAGACAUCAAGGGAGCCAAUCUUCUCCUCACCCUCCAGGGAGAUGUCAAGCUGGCUGACUUUGGGGUGUCAGGUGAGCUGACGGCAUCUGUGGCUAAGAGGAGGUCUUUCAUUGGGACUCCAUACUGGAUGGCCCCAGAGGUGGCCGCUGUGGAACGCAAAGGAGGCUACAACGAGCUCUGUGACGUCUGGGCCCUGGGCAUCACCGCCAUCGAGCUGGGCGAGCUGCAGCCCCCUCUAUUCCACCUGCACCCCAUGAGGGCCUUGAUGCUCAUGUCGAAGAGUAGCUUCCAGCCGCCCAGGCUGAGAGAUAAGACUCGCUGGACCCAGCAUUUCCACCACUUCCUCAAGCUGGCCUUGACCAAGAAUCCCAAGAAGAGGCCGACAGCAGAGAAGCUUCUGCAGCAUCCAUUCACAACCCAGCACCUCCCUCGGGCUCUCCUCACGCAGCUGUUGGACAAAGCCAAUGACCCCCACCUGGGAACCCCCUCCCCAGAGGACUGUGACCUGGAGACUUACGACAUGUUUCCAGACACCAUUCACUCCCGGGGGCAGCACGGCCCGGCCGAGAGGACCCCCUCGGAGAUCCAGUUUCACCAGGUGAAAUUUGGCGCCCCACGCAGGAAGGAAACAGACCCACUAAAUGAGCUGUGGGAGGAGGAGUGGACACUGCUGGGAAAGGAGGAGCUGAGUGGGUGAGUGAGGCAGAGGGAAGCUA